Mizuhopecten yessoensis (Yesso scallop) is the source of this 645-nucleotide messenger RNA. Its product is annotated as proline-rich extensin-like protein EPR1. The transcript is spliced from 2 exons. Lineage: Eukaryota; Metazoa; Mollusca; Bivalvia; Pectinida; Pectinidae. Bases 1 to 645 code for a protein of 214 amino acids. The record is from RefSeq and is a predicted model, not a curated record.
AUGUCGGAUGAUUGGAUGACCGAAUAUGCCCAGCCCUUGUACCAAAAAUAUCUGGAUUGGCCGGUGUUAAUUCCCGGGUCAAACUUGCCCCGGCUCCUUGUCCCUAACCCCAUAUUGAACCCUCCCACACUGGAUCAGCCCCGGCUCCUUGUCCCUAACCCCAUAUUGAACCCUCCCACACUGGAUCAGCCCUGGCUCCUUGUCCCUAACCCCAUAUUGAACCCUCCCACACUGGAUCAGCCCCGGCUCCUUGUCCCUAACCCCAUAUUGAACCCUCCCACACUGGAUCAGCCCUGGCUCCUUGUCCCUAACCCCAUAUUGAACCCUCCCACACUGGAUCAGCCCCGGCUCCUUGUCCCUAACCCCAUAUUGAACCCUCCCACACUGGAUCAGCCCUGGCUCCUUGUCCCUAACCCCAUAUUGAACCCUCCCACACUGGAUCAGCCCCGGCUCCUUGUCCCUAACCCCAUAUUGAACCCUCCCACACUGGAUCAGCCCUGGCUCCUUGUCCCUAACCCCAUAUUGAACCCUCCCACACUGGAUCAGCCCCGGCUCCUUGUCCCUAACCCCAUAUUGAACCCUCCCGCACUGGAUCAGCCCUGGUUCGUUGUUUUUCAAAGCACCUUAGAAACACUUACAAACUAA